Aplosporella prunicola CBS 121167 is the source of this 273-nucleotide messenger RNA. RefSeq lists its product as uncharacterized. The record is from RefSeq and is a predicted model, not a curated record. The annotation marks the transcript as partial. Lineage: Eukaryota; Fungi; Ascomycota; Dothideomycetes; Botryosphaeriales; Aplosporellaceae. The transcript has a single exon.
AUGUGCUACCACAAGCUCUUCAUCUUCACGACAUGCGGGCACUCGUUCUUCGAGGCCGCGCCGCUGGUGCAAUGCAAAAGCGCGAGCAUCGGGCCACACGAGACGUUUUCGAGCGGGUGCCGGGUGCAGUCGCACCCGUUCCAGACGCGCCGCCUGGACGCGCUGUGCAGCGCUUGCGCAUCGCGGCGCGAGGAGCUGUUGGAUGGGGCGGCCGCGCUCACUGGCGAGGUCCGCUUCGCCGAGUGGCGCUGGCGCAUGAAGUACCAGAGCCCG